CCGUGGUCGUCGCGCCGUUCCCAUCCGUUCACCGCGCGCCAGAACAGCAGUGCGCCUCGUCGUGCCAUCGCGUACGGUGUCCAGCGUGUGCGCCCGUUUCUGUGUGUGUAUGUGUGUGUGUGUAUAUAUAAUAUCGUGUGUGUAAGUGCGCGGGCGCGUGUGUACGCACCAACUUUCUUGUAACGAAAAUAAAAUUUAAUAUUUUCCGUCAAACGCCCCGGGAUCGUAUAUUAUCGUAUUUGCAUCGCGGGUUUUCUUCAAACUCGCCCGUCUGAUCGUAGGAUUUCGUCUAUAUAUACGUAACUAUAUAACAGAUACGUGGAUACGAGAUUUGGAUUAGACGAUAAAGCAUUAGUACUAUAUAAGGUCAUACGCGGGGAUCCAACGAGUUGAAGGUCGCCACGCUCGUCGUACCACCGACACACGGAUGAGAUGUAAUGUGAUCGGCGGUCCAGUGACAACGGGCGCGCGGCGCUGACACCGCAGGUUGCUUGAGGCGCCCCCAAAACGGAGUACGUCACGGGGACGGGGCCAUGCGGCGCCCCCCCAGCCACAUACCAUCAGCCACUGAUCGAACACCACCAGAACCACGUGCAACACCAUCAGCUGGUGGCCGCGUCCAACGGACAGUUGCGCGGUCAGUCCGGCGCCGCUUCGAUGGCUGUGGCCGCGGUUACGGCACUGCCAGUCCAGCCCGUCAACCCGCUGAGCACCGUCUACGCGACCAAGCGGCGACGGCGCAACGGCAAAAGUGUGAAGACGACGCCCAAAGACGGGGGCGUGGGAAAGAGUAACCCAAGCAAGCGCCAUCGCGAACGCUUGAACGCCGAGCUGGACACGCUGGCCAACCUGUUGCCGUUCGAACACAAUAUCCUAUCCAAGUUGGACCGGCUGUCCAUACUCCGGUUGUCUGUCAGCUACCUGCGUACCAAGAGCUAUUUUCAAGUUACUAUGCACAAGUCCAAAGAAGAACAAGCCAAUGUUACCAGUUCCCAGUACCAACGUUCCAGGACGUGUCCGGAGCCACAUCAUUUGUACUUGGACGGAGAUAUGUUCCUACAAGCAUUAAAUGGCUUUUUAGUAAUGCUCACCUGUGACGGAGAAGUUUUCUUUGCGACCCAUACAAUAGAAAAUUACCUUGGCUUCCAUCAGUCCGACAUCGUUCACCAGUCAGUCUACGAGUUAGUGCAUUCUGAAGAUCGAGAAGAAUUGCAGAGACAACUCAUGUGGAAUUCAGCCAUACCCACGGAACCGGGGUCGCCGUCUCCAUCCAUCACAUUACACGAGGCUUUGCACCCGGAUAACGGCCGUCUGUUGCAGCGUAGUUUCACCAUCCGUUUCCGGUGUCUGUUGGACAACACUUCCGGUUUUUUGAGACUGGACGUUCGCGGACGGAUCAAAGUAAUUCAUGGCCAAAACCGCAAGUCAGAUGAACCACCACCAUUAGGCCUAUUUGCACUAUGCACGCCGUUCGGCCCACCGUCUUUACUUGAAAUACCGCACAAGGAAGUCAUGUUCAAGAGCAAACAUAAGCUAGAUCUCAGCCUAGUGUCUAUGGACCAAAGAGGCAAGUUAUUAUUAGGUUAUUGUGAUUCCGAACUCGCUAAUAUGGGAGGAUACGACUUAGUCCAUUAUGACGAUUUAGCGUACGUGGCUAGUGCCCAUCAAGAACUAUUGAAGACUGGAGCAUCAGGAAUGAUAGCCUAUAGGGUGCAGACCAAACCCGGCACGUGGCAAUGGCUACAGACUAGUUCCAGAUUAGUUUACAAAAACUCAAAACCUGACUUUGUGAUAGGGACGCACAGGCCUUUAAUGGAAGAAGAAGGACGUGAUCUGUUAGGCAAGCGGACCAUGGACUUUAAAGUCAGUUACUUGGAUGCGGGCCUCACGAAUAGCUACUUCAGCGACUCGGAACAACUGUCCGGCUCGUUGUCGACAUCCACCAACGCCGCCGUCGCUGCUGCGUCCACCACCGGUACCCCCGGUACAACCGGAACGGCCGGUCAAACGCAACCGUCGCAGCCUAGACGCCGGUACAAAACGCACCUACGAGACUUUCUGUCAACGUGCCGGACAAAGCGGAAACUGUCGGCAAGCACCGCUACACCGGCACCGACAGUGGCGGCAACCGUCGCCAUCGAAUAUCCGGCGGCCGUCCAGGCGCCUUCGGUGCCCACCGUACCACCUACUGCCGACGUCCUUUACACAAACCUAAAUACGGCGGCGCUGUAUUCGGCAGGACCAUACAAUGGGGCAGUAGUCGCUGAUAAUGGUGGAUACCACCAGACAAAUUUCCAUCAGACCCUCUACGAUACUCGAAUACCGUAUCUAACGGCCACAGACAACCUGUUUCAAUACAGGCCUUUGGGAAACUAUUACACCGAAUAUCACACACCGGCAACUACACCAUACAUGGGCAAUGGAUUUUUAGACAUAAAUCCCAGGGGACCACCCGUGCAGUGUGGUCUGCCCACCUACGAUCAGCUGACCACGGUGACGACGACGGCUGUGGGUGGUAGGGAUUGCGUAGACAAGCUGUAUGGAUCAUCACCAGUGGUGUCCAUGGAUCAUCACCAACAACAACAGCAGCACCACCUACACCACCAACAACAACACCACCAGCAGCAGCAGCAGCAGCAGCAACAACAACAGCAACAACAGAGCACAGAAGACAACAUAGGAAAAUGUCAUAUGGAUACCUCCACGGUCGCUGCCGCUGGUCUACCGUACCUGGUACCAUUGUGCGACGUUCAGUUUCGCACAAAGAGCUCCUCUCCGCCGGUGCCGAAUGGUCUGAAAAUUGAAGACUCGAAAUCCGAAUACGGAAUGCAAUCGUCUGAUUCGGACGUCCCCAGGCAAACGGUACUCAUGUGGGGCACGUGUGUAGGGGACUCUUCGUCGUCGUCGCCGCCCAAUCAAUCGCCGGGCGGCGGCGGCGGCGGGGGCAACGGUGGUAAUAAUAGUAACGGAAGCGGCGGCGGCGGCGUUGGCGGCGGUGUUAAUGGCAGUGGCAGUGGAACGGGAGGAGGUGGUGCUGGUUGUGCCAACGGUGGUGCUGGUGGUGGUGCUAGCGUAACUGGAAAUGUAGGUAGUGGUAGUGCCGGUGGCGACGGUGGUGGUGAUCCCAGGACGUCACCGCAGAUCAACGGCCAUCCACCGUCGCCGUACGUGCAGCGGAAGAAAAUGUCACCACCCGCGCUGCAACAGCCACCAACUGGAAGUCCGUCUGAUCAGCUCUGCAAGUCACACCUACAAACGGACAUGCCAGGCACACCACCUAGCCCCACAACAGCGGCGGCCGCGGCAGCAGCCGCAUACGCUAACCAUCAUCACUACCAUCACCAAAACCAGUAUCAUCACCACCAUCAUCAUCAGCAGCAUCAUCUGACCGGGGGCCCUGAGGUAUGGACACCCCCGCACGCGCACCCACCACCACCUCCACCGCACCACUUCUAUGCUUAUCACCACCACCACAGCAACAGCAACAACAACAACAUCAACACCACCACCACCAUCAACUCCACCACCAACAGCAGCAGCAGCAGCAGCAGCAACAGCAGCAGCAGCAGCAGCAGCAUGGUCGAUGCCUAUCAUCACGAUCCGUACCACCACAACAAUUACUAUCAUCUGUACAAUCACACUGCUCAUCACCAAACCGCUGUAAUGCCAGCGCCGGCACAGUACCCGAGUCCGUCUCAGUCUCGGUUAAAUCACAGGACUGCAGUCCUCUGUUGUCCAUCUCGGAGGUGACCAACACGCUGUUAAACCAAUAAACGGCACGCCAAAAAAUAAAUUAACGGUCGGGAAAACCAAAUACGUCACCCGGGGGGGGGGGUGUCACCCAAAUACAGUCCAUUGAAUAUCGAAACACAUGAAGCAAUCGUAUACGGACACAAUGACUGCCAUAAGUCAUAAUAUAUUUAUAUAUAUAGGUAACUCUAAGUUCUCUAUAUUUAUAAGCUCCCAAAUAUUCGCUAAAUCUAGCUUUUCGAGGAACUCCUACACGUUUUAGCGUCACACGGAAAAUUUUUUUUAUAUCAGGUGGAUUUUUUAUAUGGUGACGAGUGAUAUCACCAGGAAAUAACGAUACGUGUACUUAUCGUGAUUUAUUAUUUACGACGGUUAAACGUGUUUCCGACGCAUUUCGUGGUACACUAUUAUAACACUGAUAUCAUCGUUUUGUCGCCUACAAUAUUAUAUGUUAUACUGAUUUUAUUUUAUAUUAUUAUAAAAUAUUUUAUUAUAAUGUAUAUUACCUACUAUAUAAUAUCAUUAUGAAAUCAAUUUCUAACUUUAUAUUUUUCUCCAGACUUUUACUCGUCUAUUUUAAUAUGUAAUUCAUUGCACAAAAACUGAUUUUUAUCAAAACAUGUUUUCGUAAACCACUCCCUUAUAUUAUAUUUAAAACUUAUAUGUUUGUCAUCGUAAAAUCUAUCUAUUUUAGUUUUAUGGUUUGUUUCUGUGAUACGAAUAGGCUACAAUAAUAUUAUAAUUUUUGUGAAAAUCUAUUCGCGCUGUGUUUCGUAGACGUACCUACCUAGUUUGUAUCUUUACAAUAAUAAUUAUUUUCGAUCGCUUCGACAUGUUUUUUCUUAUCGGACAAAGAUCAUAUGAUUAUAAAUAUUAUAAUAUAUACAUAUAUACAUGUAUACUGUAUACAUUACAUUGCUUGUAAAAAUAUUGUAUACAUAAU
Rhopalosiphum maidis (corn leaf aphid) is the source of this 4693-nucleotide messenger RNA. RefSeq names its product aryl hydrocarbon receptor protein 1-like. NCBI's taxonomy places the organism in Eukaryota, Metazoa, Arthropoda, Insecta, Hemiptera, Aphididae. Gene Ontology annotation, cellular component: nucleus; aryl hydrocarbon receptor complex. Gene Ontology annotation, molecular function: protein dimerization activity; nuclear receptor activity; transcription cis-regulatory region binding. Gene Ontology annotation, biological process: regulation of transcription by RNA polymerase II. The transcript has 12 exons. The record is from RefSeq and is a predicted model, not a curated record. Bases 658 to 3750 code for a protein of 1030 amino acids.